Messenger RNA from Pantherophis guttatus, 1249 nucleotides. Its product is annotated as olfactory receptor 4Q3-like. Gene Ontology annotation, molecular function: G protein-coupled receptor activity; olfactory receptor activity. Gene Ontology annotation, cellular component: membrane. Gene Ontology annotation, biological process: G protein-coupled receptor signaling pathway. The record is from RefSeq and is a predicted model, not a curated record. NCBI's taxonomy places the organism in Eukaryota, Metazoa, Chordata, Lepidosauria, Squamata, Colubridae.
AUGGGUCCUAUCACCUUCAUGAAUGCCUCCAGAGUCACAGAAUUCACCUUCUUGGGUCUUUCCAAAUCUGGACCAACUCAGCUUCUUCUAUCUGUCCUGGUUAUGAUGUGUUAUACUGCCAUUCUGUUGGGAAACCUCCUCAUUGUAUUGACUGUGCAUAUAGAUCCACGUCUUCUAAAGUCACCCAUGUAUUUUUUCCUAGCUAAUUUAUCCAUCCUUGAUACUGCUUUGGGUUCUGUAGUUGUUCCCAAGUUAGCAACAGACUUGAUCACCCAAAGCAGGACUAUCUCAUUUGGGGACUGUAUGUCCCAGCUCUUUUUCUUACACUUCUUUGGGGGUUCAGAGAUGCUCCUCCUAACCCUCAUGGCUUAUGAUCGCUAUGUAGCCAUUUGUCAUCCACUGACAUACACAACCACGAUGAACCGUCCACGCUGUAUUAGGCUGCUGUGUUUCUGUUGGGUUGGAGGUCUCCUUCACUCUUCCAGCCAGGUGUUCCUGGUCCUACGGCUGCCAUUCUGUGGGCCAAAUGAAGUGGACAAUUUCUUUUGUGAUGUUCCACAGGUAGUCAAACUGGCUUGUGUUGAUACCCAUGUCACUGAGAUACUCAUGGUGGCCAACAGUGGCUUGCUCUCCCUGGUUUGCUUUGUCAUCUUGCUGAUCUCCUACGGCAUCAUCCUGAGCACGCUUCAAGGCCGCUUCAAGAAGAGUGGAGGGAAGGCUCUAUACACCUGUAGCUCUCAUUUGACAGUGGUCAGCCUUUUCUUCCUGCCUUGCCUCUUUGUGUACCUUGUUCCCAUCUUCAGUGCCACUCUGGACAAAGUGUCUUCUGUAUUUUAUACCACAAUUACUCCUUUCCUUAAUCCUAUGAUAUAUUCUCUAAGAAAUCAAGAAAUUAAAGAGGCAAUGGGACGGGUGAAGAAAAAAUGCAUUUUUUUCCAUUGGUCUUAGAAAAAUGGGAAACCAUGAGUAGAUGCUUCAGAAAUCUUUGUGAUUUCACAGAUUUGCUUUAUAGGAAUAAUUCUUCUUACUACUAAAGGAGUAAUUGCAGAACUGUUCAACAUACAAGUCCAAAUCCAUGUAUGGUCACUCAAAUCCCCCAAGGAGAAGAAAGUAAUCUUUCUCAAAGCCUUUGUUUGUUUGUUUGUUUGUUUAUUGGUUUGUUUGUUUAGAAAAUUUACAUAGUUACUCAUGUUACAUGUAAAAAACAUGGAGUUAAUGAUGAGGACUAUUUAAUAAAAUCGCUUGUAAU